Messenger RNA from Pogoniulus pusillus (Red-fronted tinkerbird), 841 nucleotides. It is a transcript of the gene PFDN1, whose product is annotated as prefoldin subunit 1. The transcript has 5 exons. The coding region runs from base 74 to 616 and encodes 180 amino acids. Gene Ontology annotation, cellular component: cytoplasm; prefoldin complex. Gene Ontology annotation, molecular function: protein folding chaperone. NCBI's taxonomy places the organism in Eukaryota, Metazoa, Chordata, Aves, Piciformes, Lybiidae. The record is from RefSeq and is a predicted model, not a curated record. Gene Ontology annotation, biological process: protein folding.
GAGCGGCAGCGGCCGCGCACGCGCAGCUGCACGCGGAGCCGGCGGCCCCGCGCAGGCGCCUGUCGGGGACAAGAUGGCGGCGCCCGUGGACCUGGAGCUCAAAAAGGCCUUCUCCGAGCUGCAGGCCAAGGUGCUGGACACGCAGCAGAAGGUGAAGCUGGCAGACAUCCAGAUCGAGCAGCUGGCCAAGAGCAAGAAGCACGCGCACCUCACCGACACCGAGGUGAUGAUGCUGGUGGACGAGACCCGCAUGUACGAGGGCGUGGGGAGGAUGCUCAGGUUGGCUGGUAACCCUGAAGUAUCUGCUGCCUGGCUGGAUCCAGAGGCUCUGCAUUUCAUAGCAGUGUUUAUUCUUCAGUCCAAAGGAGUGAUUCACAACCAGCUUUUGGAAAAACAGAGAAUAGCUGAAGAGAAAAUUAAAGAGUUAGAGGCAACUGAGAAUGAAAAGCUGGAGCAGGGAGUAGACCUUUGGAGGAAGGGGAUGAGCUGGAGCCUAGCAACCAUGGGCUGGCCCAAACACAGAGGCAGAGGAUGCAAGGAGGGCUGCAAGUCAACAGCAAGGAUGAUGAAAACAGGAGUUCAGGGAUGCUUAGAGGUGGGGUGUGGAAGGCUGUGAAGUGUUUGUCCCACAGAUACCACCAGGCUGGCAGAGCUGGCUGGACUGGAACAGCCUCCGGGAUGACCUCAGAGCUGUACUGUCAGCCUGUCCCUGGGCUCUGGGACCUGGUUUGAUUGGGCAGUGCUUGUGUCAGCAGCUUGCUCAUGCCACAGCUGCCUGGGACAGCACACUGGGCAGAGAUGCAGUUUCCUGUCUAGACCCCAGUAAUGGUGGGCAGGAGGG